CAGAUGCUCUUCACCUCCCCUCCCCUCCCCUCCCCCCCUCUCCCCCCAGCUUUCUUUACAGUUUACACAUGCUCUCUCACUCUCUCUCCGUUUCGGUCUUUCCCACUGUCCGACCAUUGUCAUCGUUUGGAAUCGUUUUCGGACUAUUUUCCCCUUUUUAGUAUCAUAUGCCUGCAAAUUUUCUAAUGUUUUCAGCGAAUUCUUGGAACUUUGGGAAAAAAGUAUGUCGCUGAUUCAGUGAAAACCAUGUACGCUGAUUGUGCUUUAAGUCCACGACUUUACAACUUGAAAACCCAACAAAACUCUAGCAGAAGUUUUAAUUAAUACACUGAGAGAAAGAGACGAAGACAAGAAAGAGUAGCUUUUUGUUUUUUUUUGGUUUUGGAAGUUGGGCGGGGAUAGUUAGCGUAGGAACAUCAUCAAUAUAAGAAACAUUUAUUUGGGUUUCAAUCAAAGUGGUCCUUAGAUUGGGUGAUAUCUGUGGUGGGUUUCGGAGGGUUUGGAGUAAAAAGUUGGAGACGAUCGCGAGCUCCUUGCAAUGCAGACUCUUAAGUACCCUGCAGAAGAAGGGAUAGAGUUAGGAAAGAUGACGGAACACAAAAGGAGCCCCUGUUCUGUUGAGACAAGUCUCACUUCUCUUACAUCCAAACGGCAUAAGGCUGAUUUGUCGGCCAAGGAGAGGAAGGAUAAACUUGGCGAGCGAAUUGUGACUCUGCAACAACUUGUUUCACCUUAUGGGAAGACAGAUACAGCUUCUGUCCUUUUGGAGGCAAUGGAAUACAUACAGUUCCUUCAUGAACAAGUUAAGGUGUUGAGUGCUCCAUACCUCCAAAGUACCCCAAGUGUAAUGCAGGAAUUGGGACCAUACAGUUUGAGAAGCAAAGGUUUAUGUCUUGUUCCAGUCUCUUGCACAGCUGGAGUUGCUCGAAGCAAUGGUGCAGAUAUCUGGGCCCCUAUCAAGACUACUUCUCCCAAGUUUGAGAAGGCUUUUUCUCAAUUCCAUUGAGUUAAUACGUCGCACAGAAACCGCAAGGGUUUUGAUGCGGCUAGAAUGGUGGUGUAAAGGGUAACCAACUUUUACUGUGCAACAAAUAUAUGUUGGGCAGAAGCAAGUUUAUGACCGAAAACUUCAGCACGGUGCAUCCAUGGAAAUAUGGAACGUGAAUAGGCUAUCUUUUGAACCGUGGGAAAGCAAUUUCCUCAACAUCCUGAUUUUAAGCUGGUAAUGGUAGAAGCUUCCUAGUAUCGAAUGAGUAUCUCUGUACUGAUUAUGGCAAAAUGUAUAUUUAGAAAACCUGAGUUGUAUAAGGAUGAUGAUAAUUAAUUAAUGAAUAUAUGGAGGGGGGAAAUAUAAUUUUACAUAA
Messenger RNA from Juglans regia (Persian walnut), 1364 nucleotides. Its product is annotated as transcription factor bHLH153-like. Gene Ontology annotation, molecular function: protein dimerization activity; RNA polymerase II cis-regulatory region sequence-specific DNA binding; DNA-binding transcription factor activity, RNA polymerase II-specific. Bases 539 to 1006 code for a protein of 155 amino acids. Gene Ontology annotation, biological process: regulation of transcription by RNA polymerase II. Gene Ontology annotation, cellular component: nucleus. Lineage: Eukaryota; Viridiplantae; Streptophyta; Magnoliopsida; Fagales; Juglandaceae. The transcript is spliced from 6 exons. The record is from RefSeq and is a predicted model, not a curated record.